UAAUUGUACUUUCCAAAAAUGGCCGUUGAAUGACUUUAAUGAUUUUGACGACCAACACCUAGAGUUACUGAAUUUGUGGUCAUUUUGAUGAGCGUUGCCAGUGAUUCCUAUUAAUUCUUUGCAAUUGCUACGUCAAAUAUGCUUAACUGGUGGUUAGGACGGCCUGAUGGUGCCGAGCGUGUUGCAGGUAUGGACGUCAUCAAUCAUGAAUUACCUAGGUGUAUAGAAGACACAAAAAUGCUCACAUCAUACAGGUGCUGAUCCCGAUAUGGAAACUCCAGAGACACCUGCCCCGGUGUUUGCUGCUCGCGCACUCAAAAGCGCCUUCUUUGGUACACCUGGCCUCCCUCAAGAUGAUACGCUUUAUGGGAUUGAAAAUGAGGACGAUCCAACAACUGGCAGAGAUACCCGGCUCCCGCAUUAUCUCUCGGCCUCUCCAACAAAGCCGCCGGGAAUUUUGAUGACACCUGGAACUGCGGCAACUCGAAGAAAGACGGUGUCGUUCGGAUCAGAUGUUGAUGACAAUGAGGGAAAGGACAGGCCGCAGAAAAUUGUUGGCAGGGCAGCAACACCGGGAAAAGCCCUUGCUCCACGGGCAUCCCAGGCAGAAGAAUUAUCGCAACCAAGCAGAAAGACUUCGCUUUUGAAGACUCUAGAAGAUUCUCGUGGGUCAGGCAGUGCAUUCAAAAGGCGCAAUCAGUUUUCUACAGCCUCUUCCAUAUUACCAAAUUCGACUUUGGCCAAGGAAAAAGAUGUAGUGAAAUCCGAUGAUACGAAGGAAGCAAAAAAGCCACGGUCGAAUGGUUUAGAAUUAGCGAAAGAACUCAUAUCCGGAGCCGACAGCGAUGCAGACGUGACACUUGAUAUUAAUGAUCCCCGAUCACAGUCCGGGAAAUUCUGGAAAUCCGAAUUCCAAAAGUACCACGAUGAGGCGCAGACUCAAAUGAAGAAGCUGGUAGAGUACAAGCAGCUCGCAAAGUCUUAUGCCAAGAAAAAAGAUGCAGAAGCUCUCAAUCUUGCAGAAAAGUUAAAGGAAGAGCAAGCCAAAGUCUCUUCAAUGGAAAAUAACAUUACCGAGCUGAUGUCGCAAAUUGCAUCAGAAGGGAAAGUAAAGGGGGAUACUUCUCCGGAGCUCAUGAGGGAACUUGCUCGUCAGACUGCUUUGGCUUUUCAAUAUCGUGUUCAGGUAGAAGAAUUUCGCAAAGCCAUGGAAGGAGAUGGAAAUCUUGCCGCAGCAGUCCCAAAAACCGAAUCGAGGAACUCGAAGAGUGAACCCAGAGACACAAUCUCUCUUCAGAAUGAAUUAGAUCAAGCUUUACAAGCUCUAGCAACCGCCGAUAGAACUGUUUCUAAGCUGCAAGGUGAAAACAAUAAGCUUUCACAGGAUUUGCUUCAUUCUGAAUUACGAUUCCAGAAGCACACUGAAAGUUGGGAGAAGCGUCUGAAGCUUGCUGAAGAACAACGUCAAAAGAAAGAUGAGCGGCUUCAGGCCCUUCAAAAAGACUACGACCAUAUCAAGCAAACAGCAAAGAAUUCGAGACGUGAUGCAGAGCACCUUCUGAGAAAGCGACAUGACCAAGUAGUGGAAUUGAAGAAGGAGAACGCAUCAUUGAAGAGCGAGCAAUCAACUACAAAAGAUUUGCAACAAGCUCUUCACAGUAAGUCCAUUGAAUAUGAUACAAUGGUCGAUAGAUAUGAGAAGGAGAUGGCCAAAUUGAGAGAAGCUGUGCGUGGGUCUACCUAUGACGACGGGACAGAGUCAGGCUUUGAUUUGUUCCGAACUAGGAGCCACCCAACCGAGAAAUCGUAUGCUUUUACAAGUAACAUACCAGUGUUGAGCCAAUCUAUUUCACGCCCGUCGAAGACAAUGGCCUCAUCUAAGCCUGCACAUUUCGAAGCACCUCUUGAAAACACACAACGAUCAUCACACGCAGCCUUGUCUGAGAUUACCAAUUUUGCAACUACGGAACAAUUUGCUUUCCAAAAAUCGAAGAAAGUUGACCAUACUCCCCUUGCCAACCGUUUUGCCGAUUUCACUCUCGAUUCACUAAACACUAACUUGCAAACUGAAGACCCAUCCUUACCUCUUCUCCGUACACGAAAAAGUCAUGAGAGGUGCCUAGCCAGUCCCCGACCCAAGAUAUUUAACAUUCCCUCGAGUCCUCCUAAAGCAACAGUCUCUCGAUCUCGCCCUGUUGACCCAUUGAGACCAAAUAACGAACGUACGGUACCCCGCUCGACCACUAUUGCUUCGAGCCGAAGACCCAGUCCAUCAAAGUGUGCUUUGCCUCCUGACAGAAUUGCAGCUGCCAAAGCAAGGUUAGCACAAAAAAAUGCCGAGAAAAAAAGAGCUCAAGCAUUAGGGAAAGAUAGCAUUAGAUAAUUUCCGUUCAGUUUCGACAUUGUUCAUGUUGUGGUUUUUGGAGUCAAGGAUACAAUAUUUUAUGGAAGUUCAUGCUCAGCAUGGCGCUUGGUGUUGGUGGUAAUACCAGCUGGGGCGGCGUCAUAUUGAGUUUGUGCUACGAUACCUCGAAGACAUGUAUAGCUUCACUUUCUUCCAUCAAUUCAUUGCAUUUUGAUCAUGAAAAUAACUCGAUACAUUCACAUAACAACCCGCCACCAAAAUUUGCCAAGCCAUCCAGUAUUUAGUACGUUUCCGUUCAAGCUAUGUAUUGUCUGAAAGUUUCGUACCAUGUUCAAAAGCAUUAAGUAAUUUCAUUAUUGAAGAUAGGAUGAGAAGCAAAUG
This is a messenger RNA of Sclerotinia trifoliorum, 2746 nucleotides long. Lineage: Eukaryota; Fungi; Ascomycota; Leotiomycetes; Helotiales; Sclerotiniaceae. The record is from the annotation of a GenBank genome assembly.